Molecule: messenger RNA, 1406 nt
Organism: Salpingoeca rosetta
Lineage: Eukaryota; Choanoflagellata; Craspedida; Salpingoecidae
Product: Sh3yl1-prov protein
Exons: 9
Coding region: 49-1266 (405 amino acids)
Cellular component (GO): ruffle membrane
Molecular function (GO): phosphatidylinositol binding; protein binding
Source: RefSeq, a predicted model, not a curated record
GAAAGCACAACACAGAACAACAACAACAACAAGAAGCAAGAGUCGGAUAUGGCCACGCUCAACCCUCUGCCGCAGAGCCUGAAAGGCGAAUGCGACAAGGCCGCCAAGAUUCUGCGAGAGUUCACCAUCCCAUCCAGCAAAGCUGGCGCCGACAAGCUCAUUCCAAAGACGCUGCUGUCGUCAUGCAAAGGCCUGGCCAUCAUCACCGUGAUCAAAAUGGGCUUCCUCUUCACCAUGCGCGCUGGGUCCGGGCUGAUCAUUGCGCGACUCCCCAACGGCGAGUGGAGCGCCCCUUCGGCGGUGGCACUGGGCGGCAUGGGCGGCGGGCUGGAGAUUGGCGGCGAAAUCACCAACUUUGUCAUCGUCCUUAACACAAAGUCGGCUGUCACGGCCUUCUCCAAGGGAGGCAACGUCACCAUUGGUGGCAACAUGUCUGUUGCCGCUGGUCCUAUGGGCCGCAACAUUGAAGCAGACGUGUCCAUUCGCAGCCCCGCCGCCAUCUACACUUACAGCCGCACCCGCGGCCUCUUCAUUGGCAUGAGCAUCGAAGGCUCUGUCCUCAUGGAACGCAAAGGCGCAAACAGAAAGAUUUAUGGCCAGGACGUUCGUGCCAAGUCCCUCCUCACAGGCGUGUACCCGCCACCACAGGAGGCAGCCAAUCUGUAUCGCGCGCUGUCAGAUGUCAGCGGCGGCACAACAGCUGUGAUGGCCCAUCGUGCCUCCAACGCGUUUGAACACGCCGCCCGCGGCCGAAACAGCAGCUUUUCUUCGUCGUCGCGCCGCAACACAGCGUCGUACUCGGACGCCCCACCCCGCCCAUCCCGCUCGAGGGCCGCCAUGUCAAGACUGAAGCAAGGCCUCACCUCUGUGCGCAACAAAGCAAGUAGUAACAGCAGCAGCAGCAAUGGCGGCAGCAAGAAGACUGGAUUCAGUCGCAGCGACGCUGAGUACGACGACGGGCACACGCCAGCGCACGGGUUCUUCGCGUCUGUGAACAAGCAAGGGUCCACGCGUGACAGGGACCCAGCACCACGCACACGCCGACCAGCAGCAGGGUCCACAACCAGUGACUCCCUCGAUUGGUCAAACCCAACAGCCAAGGCGUUGUUUGACUUUGAGGGCACGAUGCCGUGCGACCUGUCCUUCCGAAAGGGGGCGGUGAUUGAGGUGCUGACGCGGACAGACACGCACAACGACUGGUGGGAGGGACGCAUCUUUGACCGCGUGGGCAUUUUUCCCGCCAACUACGUCAAGAUGCAGUCGUGAUCACGGCUGCUGCUGCUGAUGAUGGUGCUGCUGCUGACGAUGAUGAUUUGAGAAGGUUUCAACGCCGACCUUGGACGGCACAACAACUGCUCGCUGGCGUGACCUUGUGUUUAAUUGCAAAUAAACUACCUGCCACACCA